Molecule: messenger RNA, 908 nt
Organism: Morus notabilis
Lineage: Eukaryota; Viridiplantae; Streptophyta; Magnoliopsida; Rosales; Moraceae
Product: peptidyl-prolyl cis-trans isomerase FKBP18, chloroplastic
Exons: 6
Coding region: 1-678 (225 amino acids)
Cellular component (GO): chloroplast thylakoid lumen
Molecular function (GO): peptidyl-prolyl cis-trans isomerase activity
Source: RefSeq, a predicted model, not a curated record
AUGGCUUCAAUACGGUGCUUGCACCACUGGACCGUUAAAUGUGGUGGUAGUAUUGAAGUUUCUACUGCUACAAAUUCGAAAAGCACCAUAUCCCAAAUUCAGCAACCAAUCUCCAGAAGAUGUGUGAUUCUGAUAUCUUCAUCUGUAUUGUUGCCGUGGAGCCUUAUCUCAUUGCCUUCUCCAGUUGUUCCACCAUCUGAGGCCAGAGAGAGACGCAACAAGAAGACCAUCCCUCUUGAAGAUUACCUUACUAGCCCUAAUGGAUUGAAAUACUACGAUGUGGUUGAGGGAAAGGGUCCAGUAGCUGAGAAAGGAUCAACUGUUCAGGUUCACUUUGAGUGCGUGUACCGUAGGAUCACAGCAAUCUCAAGUAGAGAAUCCAAGCUCUUAGCUGGAAACCGUAUCAUUGCCCAGCCCUACGAGUUCAAAGUUGGAGAUCUGCCGGGCAAAGAACGGAAGCGAGAGUUUGUCGAUAAUCCAAACGGUCUCUUUUCUGCACAGGCCGCACCAAAACCCCCGCCAGCCUUGUACUCCAUUACUGAGGGCAUGAAAGUUGGAGGGAAGAGAACUGUGAUUGUUCCUCCGGAGGUCGGGUAUGGCAAAAAGGGAAGUAACGAGAUCCCGCCUGGAGCGACAUUUGAGUUAAAUAUCGAGCUUCUACAAGUGAAUUCCCCAUAAGGAAAGUGACCUUGGUUUUGCUCAUGAGAAAUGUGUGGCAUCCGAGUUCGCAUGGAUACCUUUUCCCUUCGAUUUUCCUUUCAAUUAGAGUUGCUAUAUAAUUGAAUUAUUUUUUUGUAUCAAGAGAAUUUACUGUAGAUACCUACCUCAUGGUAGUGCCAAUUGGAAUAGCAACAAGUUGUUAAAGAUGAGAAUUAGAGUAGCUAACUGCUACUAAGUGCCCCCGCUCA